AUGAUGAUAACGAUGGUUGCGCUGUAUGCGGCCAGCAACCCCAUUGCAGCAGAGACCACUCGCGACCUGCUGUCCUUCAGCAACAUCAACGAAGAGCGUGUGGCUUCGAAGACUGUGACGAAAACAAACGCCUUAGCUUCAUCGUCGGGGUCAAACAGCGGCGUGUACAAAGGGAACUCGGACAUUACUUCUGGUAGCGGAAGCAGUUCGUUUCUCGCCACUUCGAAGCCUACAAAGGCUAUGAAGGCCCAAGCAACGAAGACUUCGGCUACGAAAAAGAAGAAGACAUUCGUGCCUGCCGAUGGAUCGAGUCGCGACGCUAGUGGAUCGGAGGAACGGUUGUCAGAAUCGAGCGUAGAUGACAGUGGAUCGAAGAACUUGCUGUCUUCAAGCGGUAGUGGUUUGAGUGAACUUUUUGAUAUGAGCGGCCUCGGACUCGAUUCCUUGAGUGGCAGUGAACUGGAUGCCUUGUUCAAUUCGCUGGGUGGCAGUGGUCUGGGUGACUUAUUAGGCAGCUUUGACGACGUGUUGCCGUACCCAAGCGAAAGCGACUCGGGUAGCGAUGGUUUUUCGUCUAUGGCGAAGCUGUCGACAAAAACGACGUCGGAAGAAUCCUCAAAGGCGACCACUUCGGGAUCGAGUGGAGAAGGCAGCGAGUUGAAUGACUUAUUGCUAUCAUCAAGCAGCAGUGAGAGCGCUUCGGACAGCGCUGCGUCCUCGGCGUCAACGCCGUCCUCUACACCCACCAAUAGCCCCGACGAUGGGGAAGGGUGUCCCACUGGGUUCUUUGGCCACUUGGGGUCGUGGUGGCGAAAUACUUUUGGAGGCGGCGACAAAUGUGCUUUGAACAACCGCAGACUUCGCCUGACGCUGGUAGCAUUGUCGGCGGCGAUUAAGUUGUACCAGGGCGGUGGUGUAGAGUGCUGGGCUGUGCAUCGCGGUGAGGUAAGAGCAGACCAAAAUGCAAGCUAUGUGGACCUUCACCAAUGA
Phytophthora nicotianae INRA-310 is the source of this 990-nucleotide messenger RNA. RefSeq lists its product as hypothetical. The coding region runs from base 1 to 990 and encodes 329 amino acids. The transcript is spliced from 2 exons. NCBI's taxonomy places the organism in Eukaryota, Oomycota, Peronosporomycetes, Peronosporales, Peronosporaceae. The record is from RefSeq and is a predicted model, not a curated record.